Molecule: messenger RNA, 1080 nt
Organism: Aspergillus steynii IBT 23096
Lineage: Eukaryota; Fungi; Ascomycota; Eurotiomycetes; Eurotiales; Aspergillaceae
Product: alpha/beta hydrolase
Exons: 1
Coding region: 310-1035 (241 amino acids)
Molecular function (GO): hydrolase activity, acting on ester bonds
Source: RefSeq, a predicted model, not a curated record
UUGGUGCUUUCAGAAUCCUGGUCAAGUCUUAGCCAUGGCCGAGAAAUUGCCGACAGAAUCCUCGAAUCCUGGCGGGGGAUGGUCCUUCACGCGUUCGGACGAGUUCUCGCUGCGGAAUGUUUCCUCGUGGCGUGUUGCGGAUGGGCCGGACACUGACGGCCAUCUCAUCCAAGUCUCCUGGCCACUCGACUGGCCAGCGGACCCGUCUACUCGUGCCAAUGUGCUGUAGGUCGCAUCCUGCAUGUACCCCGAUCCCCAGCACGGUGGAAUAACAAAUGCGACCACAGUUACGUGGUGGACGGCAAUGCUAUGUUCCUGACUGCCACGGAAGCCGUGCGACGACGACAGGCCCUGCGACCGGACGAACCGGGCACCAUCGUCGUCGGUGUCGGAUACCCACUGGCAGAUACAGCCAAUAUCUGGGAUGCGCGACGAGGGUAUGACCUGACGCCUCCGUGUGAGGAAUUCACGGCACCCAAGGGCCCCGACGGCCAAAGCCAGGCGCAUGCAUACGGUGGCGCGGAUAAAUUUCUUCAGCUAAUCACGACGGUGGUGCAGCCGGUCCUGCUUGGCUCGAUAUUUCCACGCCUCGAGCUGGGGCGGACGGCGCUGUUCGGUCACUCCUACGGCGGGCUUUUCGUGCUCCACUCCUUGUUUACACGCCCGGCUAGCUUCGACACUUAUCUAGCGGCUAGUCCCUCGAUUUGGUGGAAUGACCGGUUUAUCCUCGCCGAGGAAUCGCGCUUUCUUGUAGACUCCGGUCUGGAUCCUCGGCCAGCCCUUCGCCUGUGCUAUGGGUCGCGGGAGCAAUUUCCUGUUCGCGAUAGAGGCGAGUCCGAUGAGAGUUUUCAACAACGGGUUCAGGGCAAAAUGGAACGUCGCAUGAAUGACAAUUGUAAGGAAAUGUACGAUCGACUGGUGCGUGGCGAUCAACUGCGAUCCGUUGAGAUCAGGGAGUAUCCGGAUGAAGAUCAUGGCAGCGUGAUCGCAGCGGCGCUGAGUGGCAGCAUCCAGUAUUUCCUCGACUUGGAUUGAGUCAGAGUUGGUGGUCUGACUGGUGGAGAUGUAGCUGAAUUGAAC